This is a messenger RNA of Ictalurus punctatus (channel catfish), 4628 nucleotides long. It is a transcript of the gene mpv17l2, whose product is annotated as MPV17 mitochondrial inner membrane protein like 2. Gene Ontology annotation, cellular component: cytoplasm; membrane. The record is from RefSeq and is a predicted model, not a curated record. The transcript is spliced from 5 exons. The coding region runs from base 204 to 842 and encodes 212 amino acids. Gene Ontology annotation, biological process: mitochondrial ribosome assembly. Lineage: Eukaryota; Metazoa; Chordata; Actinopteri; Siluriformes; Ictaluridae.
UACCGUUUCCUGUCUGAAAAAUGAACCAUUCAUUAACAAGUGUCAAGACAUGUCGCCGGCUGUGUUUGUUAAUACAUAGUUCUUGUUUGUUUUUGUGGUUUAAGUUAUUUGGACAGGUGAAUUUGCUGUAGAGUUUUGGAGUUUUAAUCUUUUAUUGUAAAUGAUUUUUACACUCCUCUUUUAACACAACAGGCUAGCUAGUCAUGAUACCUCAAAGUAAAGGUUUACUCGUGCGGAUAUCUUUCUACUGGAAGCCGCUUUUUUCAGGGAAAUAUCUGAUAGUGACUAACAUUGUUAGUAGUGGAGGCAUGCUUGCUCUUGGAGACUGCAUUCAGCAGACCAGAGAGAAGAGACGGACACCGACUAAGACCCAUGAUUGGCCGCGCACAGGGCGCAUGUUUGCAGUUGGAUGUACCAUGGGACCGUUUCUGCACUACUGGUAUCAGUGGUUGGACAGGGUUUAUUCGGGGAAAAUCGUAAAGACUGUUGCCAAGAAAGUCUUGAUAGACCAGCUUGUUGCCUCACCCGUAUUUGGCGCAUGGUAUUUCAUAGGUAUGGGCGUGAUGGAGGGUCACGGGUGGCGCAAAGGCUGCACUGAGUUUAAAGAGAAAUUCUGGGAGUUCUAUAGGGCGGACUGGUGUUUCUGGCCGACUGCACAGAUUAUCAACUUCUACUUCUUACCAGCGAAGUUUCGGGUGUUGUAUGUAAAUAUAAUUACACUGGGAUGGGACACCUACCUCUCAUAUCUCAAGCACAGGGAAAGCCAACCAAUGGAUGAAUUGGGGCCAGAGGACUCAUCGAUGUCUCCUACCUCAGCUACACCACUGGAUGAUAAACUAUAGUCCCACACCAGUUAUUACUUAACUCUUUCACUACUUAGACAUAUAACUGACUUAAUCAGUUACUCAAAUCAAUAAUUUGAAUCAGUGUGGCAGCUAAAUGAGGUCUUAUACCUGUACUGAACCUUAUCAGGUGUCCUAAAAACAUGUCUAGACGUUCACAUUCUCAAUAGUGAAGGGAAUUCUAGCUGUUUUCAGUGUCAUUUGGCGCUACUCACCAAUAAUAUACAUUCACUGGCCACUUUAUUAGGAACUUACUACUAGUGGGUAGAACUCCCUUUGCUGUAAGGUCUUCACUUUGCACAAUAUGUUGGAAACAUUCCUUUGAGAUUCUGGUCCAUGUUGACAUGAUUGCAUCAUAUAAUUGGUGCAGAUUUUUCAGGUGGACAUUCAUGCUAGGAAUCUCCCAUUCUACCACAUCCAAAAAAGCUGUUUCAUUGGACUCAGAUCUGCUGACUGGGGAGUCCACUGAAGCACAACAAUUUUAUGGUCAUGUUCCUGAAACCAUUUUGAGGCUACUUUUGCUUUGUGAUAUGAUGCAUUAUCAUACUGGAAGCAGCCAUUAAAAAAUGGGUAUAUUGUAUCCAUGAAGGUAUGCACAUUGUCAGCAACAAUACUCGGGCUGUGGCAUUCAAAUGAUUGUUAUUAAGGGGCCCGAUGUGUUUUAAGAAAACAUUCCCAACAACAUUACACCACCAACAGCCUAAACUGUUAACAGAAGGCAGGUUGCAUCCAUAGAUUCAUGUUGUUGGCACCAAAUUCUGACCCUACCAUCUACAUCUUGCAUUAGAAAUGAAGAUUCUCAGUCCAGUUUCAGUGAGUCUGUACCCACUGUAAAUUCAUAUUCCUGUUCUUGACUGACAGGAGUGGAAGCUGAUGUGGUCUUCUGCAUUUGUAGACCAUCCACAUCAAGGUUCAACAUGUUAUGCAUUCUGAGAUGCUUUUCAUCACGGUUGUAAACAGUGAUAAUUUGACAUACUGUAGCCUUCCUGUCAAUUCGAACCAAUGUCUGACCUUUCUCAGUAACAAGGUGUUCCAUGCCCUGAGAACUGCCAUUCCUUCGUUUUUGUACCAUUAGGUGGAAACUCUAGAGACUGUUGUGUGUGAAAGCUCGAGAGGCUGUUAGGUUUCAUUAGUAAAAUAGAUUUUAACUUUGUUAAAUAAGCAGUACUGUCUUCCAGGCCCAGUGUGGGGCUGUGAUGUCAUGUAUUGUUAUAUGUCUAAAUUGUAACUUCGAAUCAAACUGGAUGUGGCUGAAGUGCCAUUACUGCCAAAUGUUUCAGUGAUUUGUGCAAAUCUUUGCUACUCUGCAUUUCUGAUAAUUAUACAUUUAUUACAAAUGACAACAACAGUUGUACUGUUAGUGUUAAAUACUAUUUUUGAAAAUUUGUGUGAAAAUGACCCCGUUUACAUGGACAGCAAUAAUCUAAUUAUUGACCUUAAUCUAAGUAAGGUAAUAAUGUGAUUAAGGUGUUUACAUGAGUCGCUUUUAGAAUACUCCUGUCAUGUUCCCGUUUUACAUGUUAUAGAUCAUAAUUAGAUUAAGAGCCCACGUCAUUACGUCGCCACGCCGUCCGACUCCCUCCAGAAUUUCAUGCAUCAACAUACACUUCGUCUUCUUUAUGGUACCGUAUACAGUUUUGGGUGUUUUUAUUAAAAUUUUUUACAAAUGCUUCAAGUGCGGUUAAUUAUUAGUCAUGCUAUACGUGCAAAUAGACGACUGCUUGAAGCCGUGGGCUUCGUCUCAAAUCGCAUACUUACCUACUGUAUAGUAGCCGAGAUACAUGUAUUUUUUCCCACUACCGGCCUACAGUAGGCAAGUAUGCAGUUUGGGACACAGCCGAACUCUCUUGUUUGCCGUAAAACGUAAAACUGCCGUGUGUGAUCGUGUCCUGUCGCAAAAUGCGGUGAAAACUCUCACACGAUGCUCAGAAUGUGAUUAAGGUGUUUACAUGUCUGUAAUGCACGUCCAUAAUACGAUUAAAACAGGAUUAAUCCACCUGUCUUAAUUCGAUUAGAGCUUAAUUAGAUUAUGACCAUAAUUAGAUUAAGGUUGCUGUUUACAUGGUAGUUUCUUAAUCAAAUUAUGGUCUUAAUUAGAUCAAGAGUGGAUUAUUGUUGUCCAUGUAAACGCAGUCAGUGAUUUUUUUUUUUGUUUACUUUGAUUUUACUCCUUUGCCUUAAUUUCUUGCAGACCUACUGUUUUACAAACGUCUCUGCUGCUGUUGCAGUUGUUGUGAGAGGAUAUAUACUGUCUGUCCAAUUUAUGAACACAUUUACACCUCCACUUCAUGCAAUUAUCCAAUCAGCCAAUCAUGUGUCAGCAGCACAAGGCAGAAAAUCCUGCCGAUACAGAUCAUGAACUUCAGUUAACUUUCACAUCAUACAUCAGAAUGGGGGAAACAUGAGAUUAGGGUUUGGCGAGUUGUGCAUUCUGAGACGCUUUUCUACUCACCCUGGUUGUAAAGAGUAGUUGUUUGAGUGAGUGUAGCCUUCUUGUCAGCUCGAACCAAUCCAGCCAUUCUCCUCAAACCUCUCUCAUUAUUAAGCUUAUUCUGCCAUUUGAACUGCUGCUCACUGGAUCACCAUUCUCAGUCAAAUCUAGAUACUGUUGUGCAUGAAAAUCCCAGGAGAUCAGCUGUUAAAGAAAUAAUCAUCUGGUACUAACAACUAUGCCACGGUCAAAAUCACAGAGAUCACAUUUUUCCCUCCAUACUGAUGGUUGAUAUGAACAUGACUGAAGCUUUUGACUUGUAUAAGCAUGAUUUUAUGCAGUACAAUGCUGCUACCACAUGAUUGGCUGAUUAGAUAACUGCAUGAAUGCGUGCAGGUGUUCCUAAUAAAGUGGAUGGUGUAAAUGCUUUGUGUAUUGAUGAUUUUUUUUUGCCACUGAAAGAAUUUUUACACUCCUCUCUUUAUCACAUGUUGGGAAUUAAGUUUAUUAUUAUUAUUAUUAUUAUUAUUAUUAUUAUUAUUAUUAUUAUUACAUUUUUCCCCCGCUUGUGAUGGGUGGCUGGCUGCUGUUCUUGCUGUUUACUGUAAUUGGUUCAGCUGAAUAAUGGAAACAUGCUAUGUAUGUACAAUAUAUAAACUGACAGAUAUCUGUCCUGUACUGUUAUGUACAAAGUUAUCCAAAUAGUAUUUACUAGAGAUGCGCCAAUACUAAAUUUCUCAGCCAAUACCGAUAACCGAUUAUUCGGAGUGAUAUCGGCCGAUACCGAUAGUUCUGCCUUUUAUACCUUCUUUUAAAUUAGUAAUAAUUAAUUCCACAAUUCUGAAAAAAAUGCAAAUAAAAACUUUAUUCUCUUUAUUUCAACAAGUUGUUUCACAGUAACUGGUCUCAUAAACAGAAAACACAUUACUCUAAUUAACAUUAACACAUGAACUCAAUUCUGAAGAUUAAAGUAAGAUUUCUUCACUUAUUGAAUGAUAUUAAUUCAUAUUAACAUUGACUGAAUUCUAAAAAAAAAAAAAAAAAACAAGCAAAAAAACCCCUCCAGUUAGUCUCACAUUCACUCACCACAUACAAAAGCAUUUCUACUCCAUCAUUGACAUCAAGCUGGUAAUAUAUAAUAUCAACUUUUUAUAUACUAACAUUAACUGAAUUCUAAAAACCUGUUAGUCUCACAUUCACUCUCCACAAACAAAAGCAUUUUUACUUCUUCAUUGAACAUCAAACUGGAAAUAUAAAAUAUCAACUUUUUUUGAUGAUAUUAACUCAUUAACCUUAACUGGAUAUGAAAUACACUACUCUACAAAUAUAUAUAUUUUUGUACAAUAUAUAUAUAU